ACUCAUUCAACAGUUUCCAAUAUCUGUUUGAAUAAAAAAAAACUAGAAAAUUAUUUCAAUGGCUAAAAUAUUAGUUCAAAUUUUGGUGUCAAUUUUGCUUGUGCUAAUGGCAGUGGAAGCAGCUAGUCCUCCUGGAAAUGCUAAAGGUCGUGGGAAUGGUUAUGCAACCUGCAAGAUAAAGAAGUACAAACAUUGCUAUAAUUCGGUUCAUGUAUGUCCUAAGUCUUGUCCUUAUGAUUGUACUGUGGAGUGUGCCUCUUGCAAACCUAUUUGCACUUGUGACAAACCAGGAGCUGUUUGCCAAGACCCUCGUUUCAUUGGUGGUGAUGGAAUCACUUUUUACUUUCAUGGCAAGAAAGACAACAACUUCUGCCUUGUUUCUGAUAACAACCUCCACAUCAAUGCUCAUUUCAUAGGUAGAAGAAAUGAGAACAUGAAAAGAGACUUCACAUGGGUCCAAUCCAUUGUUAUUCUCUUUGACAAUCACCAACUUUUCCUUGGUGCCCAAAAAACAUCAACAUGGGAUGAUUCUGUAGACCGUCUUGCCCUCUCCUUUGACGGUGAGCCCAUCACUCUCAACGAAUCAGAAGGUGCGAAAUGGGAAUCAUCUGGGGUAUCCUUUGUUAGGGAAACUUCUACAAACAACAUUAUUGUUGAAGUUGAAGGAAAUUUUAGGAUAACUGCUAAGGUUGUCCCUAUAACCGAAGAAGACUCGAGGAUUCACAAUUAUGGUAUCACCAAAGAUGAUUGUUUUGCUCAUCUUGAUUUAGGGUUCAAAUUCUUGUCUUUGAGCAAUGAAGUAAAUGGUGUGUUGGGCCAAACAUAUAAACCUAACUAUGUGAGUCGUGUGAACAUUGGUGCAAAAAUGCCAAUAAUGGGAGGUGGAAAAGAGUAUGAAACCUCAAGCUUGUUCUCUCCAGAUUGUUCUGUGGCACGUUUCAUUGGGAACAAUGGAUUAAACAAAAAUAUUGGAAUUGUGGAGAAUUUGGCCCUCCCUAGCUUGAGCUGCACAAGUGGAAUUGAUGGAGAAGGAGUUGUCUGCAAAAGAUAAUUUUAUUGUCCUAAAGAGCACGCAAAUGAUACUUCAAUAUGAAAAAAUUUAUAAUUUUAUUGAUAAGAAUAAAGUAAUAUCAAAUCAUCAAAUAAAUGGAAUGAUUUUGGUUUAACCUUAAAAAAUUGUGUAUCAUGUCUCUUUAUUUUUUUCUUGUUAUGUAUUCAUGUCUCUUACGUGUAAUGAAAGAUAUUUAUAUAUUAUGUUUUAAA
Messenger RNA from Medicago truncatula (barrel medic), 1263 nucleotides. RefSeq lists its product as uncharacterized. The transcript has 2 exons. The record is from RefSeq and is a predicted model, not a curated record. NCBI's taxonomy places the organism in Eukaryota, Viridiplantae, Streptophyta, Magnoliopsida, Fabales, Fabaceae. The coding region runs from base 59 to 1051 and encodes 330 amino acids.